CUGUACUCGCUAGUCCCACGUCGACCGUCUUGUUCGCCGGUUCGUCUCACCUUCGCGGAUCUGCAGGCUCACCGAUCCACGGCUUGAUUGGUUCACGUGCUCGUCGCUCAUUGUCAGGGAGCCGCGUGAUGGUGAAAAAGUUCCGAUGGCAGGAGAUAAGACGGAAAUUGUGGAGUCCUGCGGAGCCGCCGGCACCGCGUGUGUUUUCGGAGCCACAGUGGCAGGGACAUGUGAGUCUCUGGUACUUCCUGUACCGUUGGUUCGUCUUUGGUUGUUGGAUUGGGAUAAUCGUCUGCUCGCUCUUCGACAUAGGAAGCCGACAUCCGGAAGCCAGGAAGGAAACCUGGCCAAUUUACCUGACGCACUGGGAUCUGGUGCUGGGCGUAAGUCAGGCAUUCCUUGGCGCCAUCCUAGUCUCGAGAAGACGGAACCAGGAGCGCCGAUCGAGCUUUGACGUGGACGCUUUAACGCUGGGAAAAAUUGAGCGAAUGUACUGGGUCCUCUACACCGUUACAUCCUCACUUGCCAUCUGCGUGACGAUUACCUACUGGGGGGCAAUAUACGACCCAAGAAUCCACGCCAAGGAUCCUCUCAACUUCAUGCUCCACCUGUUCAACACCAUUCUGAUGCUAGUCGACCUCUUGGUCGUUGGGGUGCCGCUGAGGUUCGAGCAUGUCUGGUGGGCCCUGGCCUGCGUCGUCCUCUACGUUAUCUUCACAAUAUUCUACUACCUUGCAGGUGGCCUCGACAAGCACGGUUACCAUUACAUUUACAAGAUACUUGACUGGGAGCAGCCUGGUCGGACAACCCUUGUCUGUUUGGGCGGUUUCGCCUUCCUCGUUAUAGUUCACUGUAUUCUCUGUUCCUUGGCAAGGCUCAGAGUAUACGUUAGGGCCAAAGCCGUUGGGACCAUGGCGACUGCGACGAUAUCACAGACUGCAGCGAAGAUGGAGUUCGCGUUACCCGCGACGAAGUCUAUCGAACUUGUGGUUUGAUCGACGAAUCGUUCGUUCGACGCGACAAAUAAUUAGCUCAACUUUUUCAGUAUUAUACAUUAUAAGCAUGUUAUUGAACGUACGUGCGCCUAAGUGCUCAAUUCUCUUGGAUUCGCAUGUAGCGUUACGUGAUACAUAUAAUGUACUCUGCUCUUCGUGUUAUGCCUGUUGGAAUCUCGGCAAUUAAGAGAUCGCCAACGCUUAAUUUACGGCCUUAACUUUGUGCCACGUCCGAUGCAAAGAUGACACCAAUUAAGCCUAUAAGGACGUCGUUCCGUAUACUUAUUUUGUGGUGUAUAUUAAGUAGUACGAGUUUGUGUUAAAAAUGCCAGUUUCGGAAAUGGUUGCUACAUACUAGAUUAUAGUGUUACGUAAAGUGUUAUUACACGAAUAUAAAUUCGUGUAAUAAGUUGGAUGCGCAGCACUUUAGUAUAGGUAUAGAUAUCUGUGGAUUUACCCUCAUCAAACGAUACAUACACAGACUUAUAAAUGGACACCGUCUGGCUAUAAACUAGCUGGUAAUUGUCCAACUCGACUACUGAGAGUGUAACUAUAGUUUGUCACAGCUUUACGAUUUUGAGAUUUUUCUAUUUGCGAUACAUGCGCUAAAUAUAUAUAUAUA
Messenger RNA from Neodiprion virginianus, 1617 nucleotides. RefSeq names its product protein rolling stone-like. Lineage: Eukaryota; Metazoa; Arthropoda; Insecta; Hymenoptera; Diprionidae. The transcript is spliced from 2 exons. The record is from RefSeq and is a predicted model, not a curated record. Bases 129 to 995 code for a protein of 288 amino acids. Gene Ontology annotation, cellular component: membrane.